UUUUUUGUUGAUAGAACAUAUAUAAUAUAUUUGUCGUACCAAAAGGGGUGGUACCCCAAGCCUUCUGGUUUGUCAUUUCGGUGGUCCACAACUGUGCCUGAGCAUUGUGGUGGUUGAGGUUCAUUGCAGUGCGGUUUCGUUCCUGUUCUGAACCACUGGGUUUCUCGCUUAGGCUUCCAGCUUGCUUUGAGGACGGUGAGCUAAGCUAGUGUUAGGGUCUCUCUCUCUGGUGGAGGUGGAGGCCAGCCGGUUGAUGGGUGUGGUUUUGGUCUAUUCUGUCAUUGGUUCCAAACCGGCGAAGCCUGUUGGUUUCAGUAGCCUCUCAAAUCCCUUCACAUCUCUUUUCUUUUCAGAUUUGAAUCCGUACGUCAUGGCCUUAAAGGUGGAAGCUAAAGGUGGAAAGGGAGGGAAUCAGUGGGAUGAUGGAUCCGAUUAUGAGGAUGUAACAAAGAUACAUGUACGAGGUGGUCUUCAAGGCAUUCAGUUCAUCAAGUUUGAGUAUGUCAAAGCUGGAAACGCAAUUGUUGGACCAAUCCAUGGUGUCUAUGGUCGUGGUUUCACACAAACGUUUGAGAUUAACCAUCGCAACAAAGAACAUAUUGUCUCUGUUAAUGGUUGUUAUGAUAACACAUCCGGUGUGAUUCAAGCACUUCAAUUCGAAACCAACAUGAGGAGUUCUGAAGUCAUGGGAUACGAUGAGAAUGGAACUAAGUUUACACUUGCAGCUGGCGGAAACAAAAUCAUUGGGUUUCAUGGAUCUGCUGAGACAAAUCUAAUGUCUCUUGGAGCUUAUUUCAUAACACUUCCUCCUAUUAAAAUGGAACAGCAAGGUGGUUGUGGUGGCCACCCAUGGGACCAUGGUAUUUACAACGGCGUAAGAAAAGUGUAUGUUACAUAUAGUCCUAGUGGGAUAUCACAUAUCAUGGUCGAGUACGACAAAGUGGGAAAACAGGAAACACGCGAAAGCGGGGAUAGGCUUGGAGAAAAUAGGGUCCAAGGACAACAAAAGGAGUUUACACUGGACUAUCCAAAUGAAUAUAUUACAUCUGUUGAGGGGACCUGUGACCUAGGCUCCGCUAGUUAUUCAAACCGAGUUAGGUCGUUGAGUUUCAAGACAUCAAAAGAGAGAAUCUCUCCUACAUAUGGGACAGUUGGUAGUCGCACUUUCGUGUUGGAGAGCAAAGGUAGAGCUCUCGUUGGGUUUUACGGACAGGCAGGCUUUGCUAUGGAUGCUAUUGGGGCAUAUUUUGGUUCACGCCCUAUUCCUCCUUCCCCUCCUCCAGCGGAAAAACUACAAGGAAAAGGUGGUGACGGAGGAGCUUCAUGGGACGAUGGUGUUUUUGACGGUGUGAGAAAGAUAUACAUUGGACAAGGUGAUAAUGGUGUUGCAUCCGUCAAGUUCGUGUAUGACAAAAACAACCAGGUGGUGCUGGGAGAAGAUCAUGGCAAGAUGACUUUGCUUGGAUACGAAGAGCUCGAGUUGGCGUAUCCGAGUGAAUACAUCACGGCAGUAGAAGGUUGUUACGAUAAUAUAUUUGGAGCUUCCACAGUAAUAACCAUGCUUAAGUUCAAGACCAAUGUACGAACCUCACCGCCUUUUGGACUCGAAACUACCUCAACCUUCGUACUCGAGAAGGAAGGUCACAAAAUCGUUGGGUUCCACGGAAAAGCUAGUGACCAGCUCCAUCAGUUCGGAGUCAGCGUUGCACCCAUCACAAAGUAACGUCUUUGAUAUAUUUCUCAUAUCGAAUUUAAGGAGUCAGCGUUGCCACUUUUCAACGUGUUGUGUCUUCAAUGUUUUUAUUUUGGCAUCUGUUUCAAUUAAAACAAUCUUAUGAAAUAAAGGACUAGAUU
This is a messenger RNA of Raphanus sativus (radish), 1854 nucleotides long. Its product is annotated as jacalin-related lectin 20-like. The record is from RefSeq and is a predicted model, not a curated record. Bases 254 to 1723 code for a protein of 489 amino acids. NCBI's taxonomy places the organism in Eukaryota, Viridiplantae, Streptophyta, Magnoliopsida, Brassicales, Brassicaceae. Gene Ontology annotation, molecular function: carbohydrate binding. The transcript is spliced from 5 exons.